ACUGGGGACUUUACAAACCACCUCACUGAUGUAAAUAAAAUACGUAGAAUAUGCUCCUGUUUUGACUCGCUGUGGUGUGAAAAUCCUGAGGAUUUUUAUCUCCUGAACUUCCGGUCAGGUCUCCCCUCGGUGUUUUUGGUCUCGUGGUGUUUGUAGUGUCGGAUCCUUUGAUGUGAUGUCGGGCCUGUCGCGCGGGUUUGUAGGUGAAGUCACUCCCUGAAAAUGUAGCUCAGAACGGACAGAGCUCUCUCUGAAGGUGCUAGUGUGUGGACGAUGCCUGAGCGAUGUCUGAUGUUGAGUCCACGUACGCAGACUUCAUCGCCUCUGGCAGGACGGGACGCAGGAACGCUAUGCACGACAUCCUGCAGAGUCCCACUGACCCCGAAGGAAGAGAGCUGCCCCUCACCCUCUCUCUGUCCCAGCUGCAUAUCAACGCAGGAGGAGGAGAUGGGGAUGAAGCAGAGGACAGCCAGAGUUCCUCCUCCUCCAUCCAGAGGGAGGCCGAGCAGAGGAAUAGCUAGUGUGCCAUGGACUGUUGCCAGCGGACAGAGAGUUACAGGAGGUUUUCAAGCUGCCAUCAUCCGAAGUGGGCUGGUCGUUGGAGGGUAGAACCACAGCUACUGACAUGCCUACGAGCAUGGCAUUGACCCUCAAAACCCAGGAAGAGGUGCUCAGCUAACUUUUGGCAGCAAAACACAGAGGGCGCUCUCAUCUUCCCAUGACUCUGCUGUGCACUAGAAAAACAGACUGAUGGCAGAGGUGUCUUUCACUGUUGGAUAAGGCAAAGAGUCACAAAUGUAGCUCUUACUUUCAGUCUUAGUUGGAUGACUGGAUAAAGAAACAGAGAUGUUGUGUGAGUUUUGUAGAUGUGGAGGCGAUAAUUAAGACCACUGAGACGUGCUGAUGUGAUGGCUCGCAGCGAGAGUAGCAUGGUUAGUAGUGAUGCUGGUAGAGAUUACAUUGCCAGAUAUUGGUAUGUGCUUCCUUUUAAUUGACAAUACUGCUUAGAGAACUGCACUGCAGCUGUAGUAGGGAGUAAAAAUGUGCAACAACACUGAAUAGAAACACUAAUUUACACAAGGAAGGCUGUCUUCACUGAUUCUGUUGUGUCUGGAGGACAAAACCAAGUCAUAAGCGUGUGAAACUGCAGUGAAACGAAUUGGUAGUGUGAGUUUUAACUAAUAAUACAUAACCAGUGAGCAUGUGAAUAUUUAAACUAAUAAAAGAUGGUGACGUGCUGUCUUUUAAAAUGGUUAUACUUUAGUUUUUUACUUUUCUAAUAAUUGAACUAUAAUCACUACUUUAAAAAGGUGGACAUUUUGGAGAAUAUGCUUUUAUUGCUGAGAGCUAAGAGGAGCAUAGGUUAUCUUACGAUAUCAAAUAUAAAAAGCGAGAAAGAGAAGAUCUUUUCAAGCAGUGCAGACUCUAGAGAUUUUUUUUUUGGUGGCAAUUUUAAACUGGCCAAGACUAUGUGGUCCACACAUGUGAUCUGAUUCCAUUCACCAACAACCAGAGUCCUGACCAUCAAAGCUGGAAAUCUCUCACGGUCAAACCAGAUUUUAAAAUAGGCCUGUCAAGAUGAAUUGCAUUAAUCACAGUUGAUUAAGGUUCAUAAUUAGUACAUCACAUUUUUAAUGGUGAUCAAUAAAGUGCUUUAUUGUCCCUUUUAGCACAUGUUGGUUGAGCCACUUGACUUCCUGCAGCCACACUGAUGUUAAUAAAGUGCCUAUAAGAAGUAUUCACCCCCUUGGAUGUUUUACCAAUUUAUUGAUUUUAUAAAUUUGUCAAUUUAAUUGUCUUUUUUGACAACAGAAAAUCACAAAAAUGUCAUA
This is a messenger RNA of Cheilinus undulatus (humphead wrasse), 1832 nucleotides long. Its product is annotated as cAMP-dependent protein kinase inhibitor alpha-like. Gene Ontology annotation, molecular function: cAMP-dependent protein kinase inhibitor activity. The record is from RefSeq and is a predicted model, not a curated record. Bases 285 to 521 code for a protein of 78 amino acids. The transcript is spliced from 3 exons. Gene Ontology annotation, cellular component: cytoplasm; nucleus. Lineage: Eukaryota; Metazoa; Chordata; Actinopteri; Labriformes; Labridae. Gene Ontology annotation, biological process: negative regulation of cAMP-dependent protein kinase activity.